CCCGAAGAAAGUGAAAGUAGGAGGGAGCAGGGAGCCUCCCAUAUAGGCUCCCCCCGUGUUAGUGUUGUCUGUUAGUGUUGCGAGGCGUGUGCGUGCGAGCUCUCUUCUCCCUCUCUCUCUCUCUCGUUCUCUGUGUGCGUUCACGAUGAACUGCAGGUGGCUGGCGGUGGCCCUGGUGCUGUGUGCGUGUGCGGCCGUGGGCUGGGGCCAGCGGCGGCCGAUCCCGCGUCUCCCGUCGCGGUCGCAGAUCUGCAGGCUCAUGCAGGAUCGCAGCUUCGUGCGGCGGCAGGUCCGGUGCGCCCUGGGUCAGCAGGGGGCGUGCGAGAGGAUCCCGCAGCUCCAGCGACGGACGGCCACCUUCCUCAGAAACGCGAUCCCGGCGGCCCUUGGCGUCGGCGAAUGCGACUUCUGCACCCGCGACGACCUGCAGAAGGUCCGACUGGUCAUGGCCGAGAUGAACACGCGAUACCCCGAGGAGUCCCAGAUGCUUCUGUCGGCCUACGACAACGAGAUCAACCAGUUCGCCAACGGGCAGGAGGUGCUGCAGGCGAGGUUGCAACUCCGCGAGGGAUGUUGAGCGGCGCGGCCGUGGCGGAUGCCGCGGGACGUUGUAGCGUGUGUCGCAGGGAUGCCGGAUCGUGCUUUUGGGUCUUGCAUGAUUCGCGCGGCCGGUCGCGUGGGACUCCGCACGGUUUCGAGGUCUUUGUGUGGAAUGAGAGAUGAAAAGGGAGUGCCGACCGCAUGUUCUUUUCACCCUUCUUGUUUCCCCGCAAAUUUUUGCAAACUUUCGACCCGCGACUUCUUAUCUCUUUGACGACCGGAUUUCCCGUUCCGACGCGCUCUUCGCCACGCCGAUCCCGGCGUCGAGCCAUAAACCGUACCUGACGUCACAAAAAAACCGGUUGUGACUUGAGGUAUCGCCUGACACCACGAUGUAUCCUGUGAUCCCGACUCCGAAUUCAAAAUUCACGAAAUCUCCAUGUGAUUUUUCCGAUAUGGUUACCAGCCGCCUUCCCUUCCCGUUUGUUAAGCGUUUUAGCGAGUUUAAACGGUUUCUGUUAUUUAUGGCUGCAGUCUCGAGUGAUACGUGACUUAACCCAUUUCUUCCCGGUAAUUUCUAAAAAUUCGGCCUUAUCUGUCCCUUUUUUCUAAGCUUGAAUUGCGACGACGAAUGAAAUUGCUGGAUUGCUGAGAACAUCGAGGAAAAAAAAAUAUUUUACGGAAAUAUCUUCCAAAAUGGAAAAUUUGACUAUUUUUUUGUGCAAACAUUUGCUACUUGUGCUUCUUGGAUGAGUGUGAUCCCUGUUUCCCAUUCGCUUCCCCUUUCCAUAGUUACAUUGGUGCCAUGCAAACGAAUGUCUGGUGGUCAUCAUAAAGUCACUUUCUCUGGUC
Molecule: messenger RNA, 1392 nt
Organism: Darwinula stevensoni
Lineage: Eukaryota; Metazoa; Arthropoda; Ostracoda; Podocopida; Darwinulidae
Source: the annotation of a GenBank genome assembly